CGAGCCGGAUCGACUUCCAGAGAAAAAGGUUGCGGGAAGCAGAGAAAAGGGGAGGAGAGCUUGGAGGCGACCCGAUCUGCGCACGCCCCGUCGGUCUUUGCGCCGACUGCGCACGCGCCGGCGGUUGUAACCGUCAGGGCAAGGGAAGAACAUCCCCCACCCCACCCCCACCCUGCUCGCGCCGCCCGAGAAUUCAAACCCGCGCUCGGGACCCUGCCCCUCCCUCCCUCCCCUCAGCAACCGUCACUUUCCUGCCGUUGCCGGGCAGGGCUUCCCGUCGUCGCCCUUUCGGCCGCCCUCUGCCCCGCUCGCCGCGUCCUGUCAGGGCAAGGGAAAGGAUGCCCGGCGGUGCCUUGUCCCAGGCCAGCCCCGGCCCUGAGUGAGGGAAGGCCGGGCCGGGCGGCGAGCGAGCGGGCAAGGGAUGUCGCCGCCGCCCCCCGGCGCUGGGUCCCUCCGCCGCCGCCAUCGCCGCCGCCCCCGGCGGCUCCCGCUGCUGUCUCUGCCCUCCUCCGGUUCCGGGUGUCGCCCGCGGCCGCCGCUCCGGACCCCGGAGCAACGCCGAGCGGCUCGGCCCCAGCACUGACUGCCGCCGCUUCCCCUCACAGGGCGCGGGACAGCGCGGGCAGGAUGCAGGCGCCGCCGCUGCAGUACGAGUUCUUCAGCGAGGAGAACGCGCCCAAGUGGCGGGGGCUGCUCGUGCCAGCCCUGAAGAAGGUUCAGAUGCAAGUCCACCCUAAGCUAUCAUCUACUGAAGAUGCUUUGCAGUAUGUUGAGGAGUUAAUACUGCAGUUGCUGAACAUGUUAUGCCAAGCUCAACCAAGAAGCUUCCUGGAUGUAGAGGAUCGUGUACAAAAAAGCUUUCCCCAUCCUAUUGAUAAGUGGGCAAUAGCUGAUGCACAGUCUGCAAUUGAAAAGAGGAAGCGAAGAAAUCCAUUAUUUCUCCCAGUAGAAAAAAUUCACCCAUUGUUAAAAGAAGUUCUGGGUUAUAAAGUUGACCACCAAGUAUCUGUUUACAUAGUGGCAGUAUUAGAAUACAUUUCUGCAGAUAUCUUAAAGUUGGUUGGGAACUAUGUACGGAAUAUUAGACAUGAUGAAAUUACAAAACAAGACAUCAAGGUGGCAAUGUGUGCUGAUAAGGUGUUGAUGGAUAUGUUCCAUCAGGAUGUAGAGGAUAUUAGUACGCUGACUUUAUCUGAUGAAGAACCCUCUACUUCUGGAGAACAAAACUACUACGAUCUUGUAAAGUCAUUCAUGGCAGAGGUUCGACAAUAUAUAAGAGAACUAAAUCUUGUAAUAAAAGUUUUUAGAGAACCUUUUAUUACCAACCCUAAGCUGUUUUCAGGUCAUGAUGUAGAAAAUAUAUUCAGUCGAAUAUCAGAUAUUCAUGAACUUAGUGUGAAGUUGUUGGGCCAUAUUGAAGACACAGUAGAAAUGACAGAUGAAGGUAGUCCCCAUCCCUUAGUUGGAAGCUGUUUUGAAGAUUUAGCUGAGGAGCUAGCAUUUGAUCCUUAUGAAUCGUACACUCAAGAUAUUUUGCGGACUGGUUUUCAUGACCAUUUUCUUAGCCUACUGUCAAAGCCUGGUGCAGCAUUCUAUUUACAGUCAAUAGGAGAUGGUUUUAAAGAAGCUGUUCAGUAUGUUUUACCCAGACUGCUUCUCGUUCCUGUUUACCAUUGCCUUCACUAUUUUGAACUUUUAAAGCAAUUAGAAGAGAAAAGCGAAGAUCAAGAGGACAAAGAGUGUUUGAAGCAAGCAAUUACAGCCCUACUUAAUCUUCAGAGUAGUAUGGAAAGGAUAUGCUCAAAAAGUCUUGCAAAGAGAAGACUUAGUGAAUCUGCAUGCCGGUUCUAUAGUCAACAAAUGAAGGGGAAGCAGCUAGCGAUCAAGAAAAUGAAUGAGAUCCAGAAGAACAUUGAUGGUUGGGAGGGUAAAGAUAUAGGACAGUGCUGCAAUGAAUUUAUAAUGGAGGGAACUCUCACACGUGUGGGUGCCAAGCAUGAAAGACAUAUAUUUCUCUUUGAUGGUCUAAUGAUUUGUUGUAAAUCAAAUCAUGGCCAGCCAAGAUUGCCUGGUGCUAGCAAUGCAGAAUAUCGUCUGAAAGAAAAGUUUCUCAUGCGGAAGGUACAGAUCAAUGAUAAAGAUGACACUAAUGAGUACAAACAUGCCUUUGAAAUAAUUUUGAAAGAUGAGAACAGUGUUAUAUUUGCUGCAAAAUCGGCAGAAGAGAAAAACAACUGGAUGGCAGCCUUGAUCUCUUUACAGUAUAGAAGCACCUUGGAGCGAAUGUUAGAUGUAACAUUGCAACAAGAAGAGAAGGAAGAACAGAUGAGAUUUCCAAGUCCUGAGCUUUAUAGGUUUGCAGAACCUGAUUCUGAAGAGAAUAUUGUUUUUGAAGAAAACAUGCAGCCCAAAUCUGGAAUUCCUAUUAUCAAGGCAGGAACUGUUGUCAAACUCAUUGAGAGACUUACAUACCAUAUGUAUGCUGAUCCCAACUUUGUUCGAACAUUUCUUACAACAUAUAGAUCUUUUUGCAAGCCUCAGGAAUUACUGAGUCUCCUGAUAGAACGAUUUGAAAUUCCAGAACCUGAACCAACGGAAGCAGACCGCAUAGCUAUGGAGAAUGGAGAUCAACCUCUUAGCGCAGAGCUAAAAAGAUUUAGGAAGGAAUAUAUACAACCUGUACAGCUCCGAGUUCUAAAUGUAUGCCGGCACUGGGUGGAGCAUCACUUCUAUGAUUUUGAGAGAGAUGUAGAUCUACUGCAACGGUUGGAAGAAUUCAUUGGCACUGUCAGAGGUAAAGCUAUGAAGAAAUGGGUUGAGUCAAUUACAAAGAUAAUCCAUAGGAAAAAGCAAGCACAAGCAAUUGGGCCAAGUCACAAUAUUACUUUUGAAAGCUCACCACCUCCAAUUGAGUGGCAUAUUAGCAAGCCAGGACACAUUGAAACAUUUGACCUGCUCACGUUGCAUCCAAUAGAAAUUGCUCGACAGCUCACAUUACUUGAAUCUGAACUUUACAGAGCUGUGCAACCAUCAGAGCUGGUUGGAAGUGUAUGGACAAAAGAAGAUAAGGAAAUCAAUUCUCCUAACCUGCUCAAGAUGAUACGACAUACCACAAAUCUUACUUUGUGGUUUGAAAAAUGCAUCAUAGAAACAGAAAACCUAGAGGAAAGAGUAAUUGUAGUAUGCCGGAUAAUUGAGAUAUUGCAAGUUUUCCAAGAACUAAACAAUUUUAAUGGUGUUCUUGAAGUUGUCAGUGCUAUGAACUCUGCACCUAUUUACAGACUGGAUCAUACCUUUGAGCAAAUCCCAAGCCGCCAGAAAAAGAUUUUUGAAGAAGCUCAUGAACUGAGUGAAGACCAUCAUAAGAAAUACUUGGCAAAACUCAGGUCUAUUAAUCCUCCAUGUGUGCCUUUCUUUGGAAUUUAUUUAACAAACAUCUUGAAAACGGAAGAAGGCAAUCCUGAAUUUCUCAAACGACAUGGGAAAGAACUUAUCAAUUUCAGUAAGCGGAGGAAAGUGGCUGAGAUAACAGGGGAGAUCCAACAGUACCAGAACCAGCCAUACUGCCUAAGAGGAGAAGCUGAUAUCAGAAAAUUUUUUGAAAAUCUGAAUCCAAUGGGAAAUAGCAUGGAAAAAGAGUUUGCAGAUUAUCUGUUCAACAAGUCUCUAGAAAUAGAGCCACGUAACGUCAAGCCACCCCCAAGAUUUCCCAAAAAGUACACCUAUCCUCUCAAAUCUCCGGGUGUUCGUCCAUCAAACCCAAGACCAGGCACCAUGAGACACCCUACACCUCUGCAACAGGAGCCAAGAAAAAUCAGUUACAGUCGUGUCCCUGAGAGUGAAACAGAAAGUGCUGCUUCUGCACCAAACUCUCCAAGAACACCGCUCACCCCACCUCCACCAUCGUCCACUUCCAGCACCACAGAUGUCUGCAGCGUCUUUGACUCUGAUCCCUCCACCCCUUUUCAUUCAAGGUCAGCUUCUGUGUCUUCCAUAAGUUUUCCAAAAAGCUCAGAUGAAAUUACUAUUCCCCCUCCUAUUCCUCCUCGGAGACGUCCAGAAUCUGCUCCUGCUGAAUCUUCUCCUUCAAAGAUUUCUUCUGCACAUCUGGACAGCCCACCAGCAAUCCCACCUCGGCAGCCGACAUCAAAAAUCUAUUCACCGAGAUACUCUGUGCCAGACAGGACCUCCAUCUCUGACCCCCCAGAAAGCCCACCUGUAUUGCCACCUCGAGAACCUGUACGAACUCCUGAUGUUUUCUCUAGUUCACCUCUCCAUCUCCAACCACCACCCUUAGGCAGAAAAAGUGAACUUGGCAACACUUUCUUUCCCAACAGUCCAUCUCCAUUUACUCCGCCUCCCCCUCAGACCCCUUCUCCUCAUGUUGUCCGGAGGCAUUUGCCAUCACCUCCUUUGAUACCCCAAGAUACGGACCUCCAUUCUGUUGCUGGGCCACCUGUUCCUCCUCGGCAAAGCACUUCUCAACAUAUCCCAAAGCUUCCUCCAAAAACUUACAAAAGGGAGCCCACGCAUCCACUGAUGCAUCGGGAUGGACCCCCUUUGCUGGAGAAUGCCCACUCCACCUGAAUUCUCACUUGUGCUCAAAAGAGAAUGCUUUCCCUGGUGCCAUGUCUGUUGCUGGCAAUAGAUGCACUGUACCUUGUGGGCACCAAGGAGUUGAGCUGUGUUGCUCCUAACACUAAAGACUCUACGUUUGAUAUUUGGUGUACAAAAAGAAGAAAGAAUCUUAAUAACAGGCCCCUUAUCGUGAAUAAACUGUUGCUGUUUGUUAGUAUAGUAUGCAGGGCCCUGUUCUAAAGUCAGUGGACACCUGAAUGUACCAGAAAUCAGAUUUGCAGAUCUCUUUGGGCCAAUAAGCAGACAUUGUGCUUUGUGUAACGUCCUGUGAGGGAUAAAAUGCAUAGUCCUGUAUUCAUCUGUCCACCAUGAUGUAAGUUCUUGGAGUAAAAAUAUUAUGCACUUUUUUUAAAAAAAGAAUCUCAAACAGGGAACUUGAUAGUCUUCUUACUUUUUCUUUUGUUUUAUUCCCUGCUUUCAAAUCAUGAACUGGACUGUGAGGAAGAUCUGUGGUACUGAACUGAACCAACAUAGAGCUAAGACAUAGCACCGUACUGCAGUCCUGUUUACAAACUGUUACUAGUAAUACAUGGGUACCUAGGCUUCACCAAAGAGGUACUUUCCUCCUCCUUUAUGAAUAUUAUGGUGCCAGUUCAAAAAGAAUUUUUUGCCGGUAAACAGAAUGCCUAACUUUUAACCGCCUUUAAACAAAAGAGAUUUAAGUCUUAUAUGAAUGACACCAAUGAUGCAAACUGCAAAACAAUGCUAUUGUCAGAGUUCAAUCUGUUUCUCCAUUUAGAAGACUGUUAAAUCUAGACUAGGUUAGGUCUUCAUUUAAGGUUUACUGAUAACCCACUUAAUGGCUGGUAGUGCAACAUCUUUGAGACUAUGCCAUGAAAAUGCAAAAGAUGAUCCGCUGGCCAUAUUCCCUAGUUAUCACCAUGUUUUAACUAGCAGUAGGUAGAUGAAUAAUCAGCACCCAUAGAAUUGCCUUGUAGUUGCAUAAAUAAAUCAUGUGUAUAUAGUGAAUGUUGCAUAAAUAUACUUGCAAAUUGUUUUUAAUUUAAUUGAAAUAAAGAUACAGAUAUUUUGUCUGGCUGACAUAUAUUAAAUUAUUGCAUUUCUAAAUGUACAUUUCAGUUUAAAGCACUGAGGAGGAGACACAUGCUGUGGUACACACCUCUCUUUCUUGCUCAUUGUUUUAGUCUGUAAAGAAUUUUUUUAGAAGAAAUCCAAGGUUUGGCAUGUGAAAUAAACGUGUGUUAGGGGUGACUUGGAAGUGAACAUCUGUGUGCUUAACAUGGAUCUCAAGCAUAUAAUACAGUUCAGAAUUCCAAAGUCUGUUUAACUUCUUAAACCUUGAAACUGAUCUUGACAGUGUCAGAAAUGUUUGAAAGAAACUAAUCUACAUGAAUAUUUUGCCUUGGAUUAUCCAUAGACCUGUGAAUUGCGCUUCUGAUUCUAGUACUGUGAUAGUAAUGCAUGCCACUUAUUGAAGAUAUUUUAAUCAUUUCUACUACACUAGGACUUGUGAAUGGUGCAGUAUUGUAUCCUUAGUUGCUAAGACUCUUAUAGGAUGUUUUCUCCUUGGCAAAACCAAAAUAUAUUUCGGUAAUCUAGAAAGCCAUGUCACUGGAACAGUGAUGGUAGAGGACUGUAUCACCAUGAAAGCCUACUGUUCUAAGACAACUUCUACAGCAUUACGUAGUGUGGUCUUUGCAUUUCAGGAAAACGUUCAUUUAACCUGCAUUAAAUGGAUCCUUCUUAACAUGUACGAUAUGCAGAAACAAAAGGGCAUUCUGAGAUAAAAAUUUGUAUAAUGCUAGCCUAUGGCAAGUGUUAAGUUGAGCCCAGCUGAGGGUUAGAGAUACUUUAAAAUGACUGAACUUGCUUAGGGAAAGUUGAGAAACUGCUCCCUACUUAAAUACAUUUUUUCCCCUUGUAACACUAAAGGUAGUGGUAAUGCUCCUGUCCAUAAGAACUUUAAAAUACUGCAGAUGAUAUUACAGCCAGUUGAGCCAACUAGGAAAAACACUCUAAUGUUGUUUCUCCAGGCUCUGCCUACAGAGUGAAAGUUCCCUAAUCAAUCCACUCCAGAAAAAUGUGGGGGCAAAUGAUAAAUCCAUUUAGCAUUUGCAAGCAGCAACAUUUUGUAUACAUCUGUCUUAUUCUUGUUUUGAGUGGAAAAAUGAUGUUCACUUAAUAUUUCCAGCAGCCCCAUAGUUGCUAAGAUUAUUAUGCUUGAUACAACCCAGAUACUUUGAUAAUUAAGCAGUAUACAAAGAGUUUAAAUAAAUAAAAUACUUAAUCCAAGAUGACAAAAGAAUUGACUUAAGCAACUGAGAAACUAAGCCAUUUGUUCCAUUGAAGCUGUCUGUCAGCUUCAUGGCCUCUUAUGGUAGCUGAACUAAAAUAUUUAGGUCAGCAGAACUUAUAAAAAGUGCAAAUUUUAAAUAUGAGUGUGCAAAAUUUCCCCGAAUCCCCUGAAGCGGAUGUUGUGCAUGUGAAAAGUGUGUGUAGUUCUUCAGGCAUCUUGUUUAAUAUAAUCAACUUUCAUUGUGUUAAAUGUGCUGUGUUUUUAAGCACUGAAAAUGUUUGUUUUGAUCAGAAUUACUUUGUGCUCACCCAAAACAUCCAUUAUGUAGUUCAUAGAACCAUAGAAUUUUAGAGUUGAAAGGGACCAUGAGGGUCAAUUGGGCCAACCCCUUGCAGUGCCCAGUGUGGGGCUCAAACCCACAAACCCUGAGAUUUAAGAGUCAUGCUUUUACCAACUGAGCUAUCCCACCAUUUGAUGUUCUACAAGAAGUGGCGAGCUUUUACAGAAGUAAACUUCACUGCGUAUUUCAAAAUCCAUCCCAAUGAGUUGCUAGAAUAUUCCCCAUAAACUACUUUGUAUAAUUUUAGUACCUCAAUCAAGAGUUUGGAAAGUCACAAAGUAGGAAAGGAAACAAACUUUUUUGGGUCAAAUAUUUGUGUAUGCAGACUUCUGACUUACAUAGAACUCUUCACCAGGCAAUCUAAAACACUAUUUUUCAUAGGAUCAAUAUCUGUUUGUAUACCGGUAGGAGUAUAAACCCCAUAAAAAGUUACAUAACUGAACAUCAGGAAGAAUGGAGAGGUAUCCAAGUACUGGUUAUAUAGAACCAAGUGGUUGACAUACAGCUCACCCAGACUUGGAAAUAAAAACUUGUUUCUCUAACAAAUUUGCUAUUAGAGGUUAAUAGUAAACUGCCUUUUCACUCUCUGGAAGUAAUGUGCCAACUGCAGUAUAAUAAGUAAAGUGGGAAGGAAAUCUUGAGAGCCUGUAAGCAGGCAGUUGAUGCCCAUGUUUUGACCUUGCCAUGCUGCAGUGGGAUUUUUUUCAUUUUGCCAUGUCGCUGCUGCUUGCUGUCAUACACACACGCCCCUGUAAGUCAGGCCAUUGUUGCUCAAAUUUUACCCAUGGGUUUGUUUCCCCAUUUUAAACUCUACCUUAGAAUUGAGUAGGUUUGCAAAUUAGUCUUCUGUGUUACAUUUAAAAUUGACUGAGAUCCAAAUCUGCAUGCACAUACCUGGGAUUUUUAACCAUCACCUCUCAUACUACUGCAUGCACUCCCUUCAUUUCCUGAAAAGCUACUGUGUAGGAUGAGAUGCAAAAUGAGCACCUGUGCAGGGAGGCAUGGAGAAUUUUGGGGUGUCUGUUUUUAAAAAUAAUAAUAAUAGGGAAGUAGUCUCCUAAGAAAUUCAAGAAAGCAUUCUUUUGUUCCGCCAUGACUCCAAAUAAAAAUUGGCCUCACUGCUAUGACAAUGGCAGGUGGCACUUCGAGACUAGCAACAUCUAUUGAAGGUUAGCAGUGUUCAGUGUAGGUGGAGCUGUUUGGGGUGGUUUUGAUUGGAGCUGGAAAAGUUCCUGAGUGGUUUUUGUUGGAACGUGUCAGCUUGUCUGAAUGUUUUCUUGUCAUUGUGUCUUGCCUGCUUGCUGUUCAGUGUACCAAAAAACUGCACAAAUUAAAUCCUUGCUGUUCCCUACAUUUUUGAUGGUUGAAAGGGAGGAGCUUGCUGUAAUAUAAAACCGGUUUUUAAAUAACAAUGGGGGGGGG
Zootoca vivipara (common lizard) is the source of this 8657-nucleotide messenger RNA. It is a transcript of the gene SOS1, whose product is annotated as SOS Ras/Rac guanine nucleotide exchange factor 1. Gene Ontology annotation, biological process: Ras protein signal transduction. NCBI's taxonomy places the organism in Eukaryota, Metazoa, Chordata, Lepidosauria, Squamata, Lacertidae. Gene Ontology annotation, cellular component: plasma membrane. The record is from RefSeq and is a predicted model, not a curated record. Gene Ontology annotation, molecular function: guanyl-nucleotide exchange factor activity; protein heterodimerization activity.